Ichthyophthirius multifiliis is the source of this 1158-nucleotide messenger RNA. RefSeq lists its product as hypothetical. The record is from RefSeq and is a predicted model, not a curated record. Lineage: Eukaryota; Ciliophora; Oligohymenophorea; Hymenostomatida. The transcript is spliced from 3 exons.
AUGAUAAUAAUAACAACUUAAAAUAAUUAAUUAUCAGUUUUAGAUGCAUAUAGUACAGGGUAUUAAGCACCAGAAGCUGAUAUAUAAGAUGUAAUUUUAGACCCUUCUUCCAUAUUAGAUGCAAAUGGUGAUUUCUAAGCUAAGUUUUCAAGAUUAUUGGACACAAAAGACCCUUUAGACGAAGUACUGAAAGAAAAUGGCAAAUAUAAAUUGUGUUUUGCCUGGGGAUAAAGUAAAAGCUUAUCAAAACACAGUUCUUCUGACAGGAUUUCAUUUUAAAACGAUAUUAUUUUAGCAAAUGAUGCCGGAAAUUUAAAUGUUGUAAACAAUGAUGACAUGAUAAUAUUAGAAUUACAUAAAAUUAUACUUUUUUACGGUUGGGGUAUUUUAGUUGACAUAGGCAUUAUUUUCGCAAGAUAUUUUAAAACAUGGAAGCACUACAUUUUAGUCCAUACUUUAUGCUUUUUCGUAUUAGAUGUGCUCACAAUAAUCUUCGAAGCCUUAAUUUUAGAUUAGAAUAAAGACAAAUUAAGUGAUGGUGGAAAAAUACUAUAGGAAAAUGCUAAAAGUCACUACAUUAUAGGAGUAGGCGCUUUAUCUAAAUUAUUACAUGAAUAAUAUACUUAACAUUAAUGGAGUAUAGAAGGACCUUUAGGAACAGGUUUAAAUUUUUAAGAAAAUGAAGAAAAUAAAAAAUACGUAUUCUUUUGUGGAGGUACAGGGCUUUUUCCUUUUUUAGACCUAAUAGAUAUUUUGUUUAAAAAAAAUCUAUAAUAUGCACUCCCUUAAGAUUCUAAAUUAUUCGACCCUUUCAGUUGUGGAUAUUCUUAAUUUUUCAAAGGAUGUACUUUUUAGUUUUAUUGUGCUUUUUAAACUUUUGAAGAUUUCGUGGGACAUGAAUGGAUUCUUUAAACUUAUGAAAUUUCCUAAAAACUUUAAAAUAGACUUUUCGAUAUUUAAAUUAGGGUUAGUGCAGGGUAGGUUCCAGAAGGAUUUAAAUAAACUAAAGAGUAUUUUAAUAAAAAAUUUGUGGAGAAAAAUGUAAAGAAAAACGAAGUUGAUAAAGUUUUUAUUUGUGGAAAUCCUUAAAUGAAUAAUACUUUGUAUAAUGCUUUAAAUGAAUUAGGAUUUUCUAAAUUAUAAAUUGUUUUAGUUUGA